CUACGGUGCUGCCUGACCACUAAAUAUGCCCCGUCCCAAGCAAAGGGGUCCCUGAGGCUGGGACCUACUGGGGAGAUCUGCUCCCCUCUGCCCCCUUGGGCAUCCUGGGCUCCCUCACCUUCCCUACCUUGGUUCCCUGCUGGAGAGCAGGCUGGCAGUGUGGGAAUGGGAUGACAGGCAAUCAUAGGGAGGUCUCCAAAAAUUUGGGGAAGGAUGGACAUGAAGCAAAAGGACAUCCGUGAGGGUUGGAUGUGGCUUAGCUCUCACCACCCCCCUGGGCUCCAUCCCAUGAGCCUGGACCCUCUCCAGCAGCGGGGUGUGAGCCUGCUGCCACCAGCCUGGGAAGUCACCACCCCUUCUGGGGGCGCCAGGCUGUGGCUCAACCUGGGCUAAAACCACCAGCACAACCAUCUUCUGGCACUGAGGAUCCUGAGGUGGGAUCCGUCCCAUCACUGCCAGACCCUGGGACCAGCAGGAACAGCUGCGAGGGGGGCCCCAGGGGCAACUCAGCUCCCCCCUCCCCAGACAGAGCAGCAGGCAUGGGGCAGCACCCAGUCCCGGUGUGCUCUGGGCAGGGUUUCACACAAGGCUGCAUUCAUUCGGGACCGGGCAACUGGGGGGGACAGGGCCAGCACUGUCACCUAACCCGGGUACCGGUUAUCCCUGCUCUUGUGUAACCUGUUGCAUAAAGGUAGGGCGGGCAGGGGUGCUGCCAGCAGUGGGGGCUAUAAAGGUGGGUGCAGCCUCUCCUGCCCACAUCCACCCCCAGAGCGAGGAUGACGGUGGCACUGCCCAGCCUGGCGCUGGCCCUGCUCUGCCUGCUGCGAGCAGGGGCUGAAGUCCCCGUGCAGCCAGACUUCGACACCGAGAAGGUAACAGCACAGGGUGCUGCCAGGCACGUUCUGCCUGGGCUGGAGGGGCUGGGUGGGGCAGGGGGCCUUUGCUGCACCCCUGGGGACCCCCUGGUCUCAUCCCUGAGCUGACACCAGGGUAGUUUCCAGGAGAGCCUGUGAAAAAAUGGGUUAGUUAGGGCUGCUGUGUCCAGUGCCAGCAGUGACCCCACUGAAGGGACACCAGCACCUGAGGCUGUGAUGUCCCCAAGCAUGUAGCACUUCCCCAGGGAACAUGGACCAGAUGCCUCUCCUGCCCUCCUGGCAUGGGGCAGGGCAGGGUGUUCUGCAUGAAGGUAGCAGGCUGCUGUGUUUGUCUGGCUGGUCGCCACAGAGGGUAGCAGGUCCCCCACUGCAGGUUGGCAGAUUCCUACAACAGGCUGCCAGGUUCCCCAUGGUGGGGGACAGGUCCCUCUGGAAGGUAGCAGGUCCCCACUGCUUUCCCAAACCCCACCGGUGAUGUCGUGCUGCAGUUUGCAGGGAUGUGGUAUGUCACAGCCACGGCUUCCAACUGCUCCGUCUUCCUGAAGAUGAAGGACGGGAUGAAGUCGUCCAUCACCACCAUCAGCUUCACACCAGAGGGGGAUCUGGCCAUGAAGUUGGUCUGGCCCCUGCUGGGCAAAUGCCAAAAGUUUGAGCUGCUCUUCCAGCAGAGCGGGCAGGCAGGGCACUACGUGGCACAAGAGAAGAGGGACCUGCUCGUGAUGGAGACAGACUACGGCCACUAUGCCAUCCUGCACGAGGCCCAUCACAGCGAGACAGAGCCCAGCACCGCGCUGCAGCUCCUCACAAGGGAGCAGGAUGUGAGUCCCCAGCUUCUGCAGAAGUUCACGGAGCUCGUCCCCACCAUGGGCCUGACCAAGGACAUGCUGGCCAUCCUGCCCGAGUCGGACCAGUGCACCAAGGCCAUCAGCUAAAGGGCCGUUGUGUCCUCCAGACUUGGUGGACACUGGGCUCUGAUCCCCACUCUGUGGUGCCCCCUUCCCAUCCUUCCCAGCUGAACUCUGCCGGACCCCCUGCCCCACACCAGGAUCACCCCUCGACCUCCUAAAUAAA
Molecule: messenger RNA, 1946 nt
Organism: Pipra filicauda (Wire-tailed manakin)
Lineage: Eukaryota; Metazoa; Chordata; Aves; Passeriformes; Pipridae
Product: lipocalin-15
Exons: 6
Coding region: 1373-1807 (144 amino acids)
Molecular function (GO): small molecule binding
Source: RefSeq, a predicted model, not a curated record